This is a messenger RNA of Microdochium trichocladiopsis, 420 nucleotides long. RefSeq lists its product as uncharacterized. The annotation marks the transcript as partial. The transcript has a single exon. The record is from RefSeq and is a predicted model, not a curated record. Lineage: Eukaryota; Fungi; Ascomycota; Sordariomycetes; Xylariales; Microdochiaceae.
UGUACAGAAGUAUCGCAACAAUGGAACCAGCUUGUGGAGUGUACGAUGCUGCCAGCUAAUAUCCGCAGUUCCGACCCUUCUAUUCUAGAUGCUCUCCGCUCGCUGUACCGUCUCAUUCAUACCCCCCCCUCUUUCAUCGUGGCCCGUAUGGCGUACAUUCGCUUGCUCGACCUCUUCGAUACGAUUGAGGAUAUUGUUAAGGCUGAUAGAAGGAAGGACAAAUUAUAUAGGCGGAACGGCAUAAGCACUACUCGGCACAACGCUAGUAUAGCAAUUGAUCUCUGCAUAUCUGCAUUCCAGAUAAGUAGGUCGGUCGUCUUGGAGACUAAGCGUAUCGCGCGUCGCUGGCGCCGACUCGCAAAACCGUCCGUGUUCUUCCUUAUGGUCUACGUAGAGGGACCGACAGAGGCCGCCGUGUAA